AUGUCUUCAGGUGGAAGUGAUAAUGAAUUUGAAAAAGGAAAUGCUGAACACUCUGGAGUAUAUCCAUGCCAAUGUUCUGCUUUAAGAAAAGGUGGUUAUGUUGUUAUUAAAGGAAGACCAUGCAAAGUUUUUGAAAUGUCAACCUCAAAGACUGGAAAACAUGGACACGCUAAAGUCACAUUUGCUGGUUAUGAUAUUUUUACUGGAAAGAGACUUGAUGAUUCUUGUCCAUCAACUCAUAACGUUGAAGUCCCAGAAGUAAAGAGAACAGAAUUCUCACUUAUUGGUGUUAAUGAUGGAUAUGCAUCACUCCUUCUUGAUAAUGGAGAAACAAGAGAUGAUCUGAAACUCCCAGAAGGUGAAAUGGGACAAAAGAUUCAAGCUGAUUAUGAUGAUGGAAAAGAACUCAUUGUUGCUGUUCAAUCUGCUAUGGGAAUGGAAGCCAUUAUUGAUUAUAAAGAAGCUAAAGACUAA
Molecule: messenger RNA, 474 nt
Organism: Entamoeba dispar SAW760
Lineage: Eukaryota; Evosea; Mastigamoebida; Endamoebidae
Product: eukaryotic translation initiation factor 5A-1, putative
Exons: 1
Coding region: 1-474 (157 amino acids)
Biological process (GO): positive regulation of translational elongation; positive regulation of translational termination
Molecular function (GO): ribosome binding; RNA binding; translation elongation factor activity
Source: RefSeq, a predicted model, not a curated record